CCGAAAGCAGUAACAACAAAUCUCCAUUCAAUUCCAAUCUUCUACAUCUUUAAACCCUCAACGAUUAAAUUAUUUUGAUGGAAGGAUUGGUGGGUUCACGGAUCAUUCCGAUUCGAGCUUCUUGUAGGCGGCAUUACUCUGCUUUUCUCCCUACAUUUUCCUUGCACAUCAGGAAAAACUUGAAUCAGGGUCAAGUUUGGAUGAUGAAACGUCCUAAGUCGUGUUCGUUUGCUGCUUCAAUUCAACCGUUUGAACCCUCAACUUCUGGCCACAUUGAUAAUAAGCAGCCUUCCAAAGAGGUUCUUAAGCUUUGGAGAAGUGCUGAUGCAGUGUGCUUUGAUGUGGAUAGCACAGUAUGCGUAGAUGAGGGCAUUGAUGAACUUGCAGAAUUUUGCGGGGCUGGAAAGGCUGUUGCGGAAUGGACUGCCAGAGCGAUGGGUGGUUCUGUUCCUUUCGAGGAGGCCUUAUCUGCCCGAUUAUCUUUAUUCAAACCCUCUCUAUCUCAAGUCCAGGAUUAUCUCGACAAAAGUCCCCCAAGGAUUUCUCCCGGCAUAGAAGAACUAGUCAAGAAGCUGAAGUCUAGGAAUACAGAUGUUUAUCUAAUUUCUGGGGGCUUCCGCCAAAUGAUCAAUCCUGUUGCAUCAAUCCUCGGAAUUCCACAAGAAAACAUUUUUUCCAAUCAGCUGAUCUUUGGAAGUUCUGGAGAGUUUCUGGGAUUCGAUGCUAACGAGCCUACUUCAAGGAGUGGAGGAAAAGCUACUGCUGUUCAACAAAUAAGAAAGGUUAAGGGAUACAAGGCAUUGGUCAUGAUCGGAGAUGGUGCUACUGAUCUCGAGGCCCGUAAACCAGGAGGUGCCGACUUGUUUAUUUGCUAUGCCGGUGUUCAACUGCGGGAACCCGUUGUGGCAAAAGCUGAUUGGCUGGUCUUCAACUUCGCUGAUCUUGUAAAUGCCUUGGAGUAACUUCCUUUCUUUCUGAUUUACAUGCCUUUUGCUUUUUCUGUUUUCCCAUAUAAGUUUCCUCCAAAUGAGCUUUAAGCAUUCAUCUAUGGUGUUGUUGUGAGUGUCGGAUACGAGUACGUGUUCGAGAUUAGUAUAUUUAACUGUUUCCAAGCUUUUCUAUGUAUUUGGAAGGCAUGUUUCGUAGCUGAAAAUGUCGAACGAGAGUGCGAAAAUACGAAGACUCAAAACAAAAUUAUUGAGGAAAAGAAAAGUUGG
Messenger RNA from Hibiscus syriacus, 1217 nucleotides. Its product is annotated as phosphoserine phosphatase, chloroplastic-like. The record is from RefSeq and is a predicted model, not a curated record. Gene Ontology annotation, biological process: dephosphorylation; L-serine biosynthetic process. Gene Ontology annotation, molecular function: magnesium ion binding; L-phosphoserine phosphatase activity. NCBI's taxonomy places the organism in Eukaryota, Viridiplantae, Streptophyta, Magnoliopsida, Malvales, Malvaceae. Gene Ontology annotation, cellular component: cytoplasm.